This is a messenger RNA of Recurvomyces mirabilis, 1554 nucleotides long. RefSeq lists its product as uncharacterized. Gene Ontology annotation, molecular function: L-serine:pyruvate transaminase activity; L-alanine:glyoxylate transaminase activity. Bases 1 to 1554 code for a protein of 517 amino acids. The record is from RefSeq and is a predicted model, not a curated record. Lineage: Eukaryota; Fungi; Ascomycota; Dothideomycetes; Mycosphaerellales; Teratosphaeriaceae. The transcript is spliced from 2 exons. Gene Ontology annotation, cellular component: peroxisome.
AUGUGGAUAAAUGCUUCAUCUGGGCUGAAAGUCGCAUCAAACAAGACCAGCACAUCUCCCACGUCAUCGAUCAACCUGGCUGCCCCGCAGAUACUACGACGGCUACUGCGGACCCCACGUCGAGGUCUGUCUCCCAUCGUCAAGCUGGCUCCCCGAGAUCGCUUGAGUCUCAUCUCGAGACACCUCAACACCAAUGCCCACGUCCCCUUGAACACGCCCUUUUCCAUCGAACGCGACAGCAGUCCCAACGACGACCUCGACUGGACUCCCAUACAAAAGGCUACGCAGAAUCCGCUCCAGCAACAACAGACGAGAUCGUUUUCAGAGACACGAGAAGUUUCGUUAGGAGAAGAGGGAAAGAGAGACAAGCCUGCUGCUAUCAAGAUGUCGAACCAGGCUCCUCACCCAGCGUUGCUGAUUCCAGGCCCGAUCGAGUUCGAUGAUGAGGUCCUUCAGGCUAUGAGCCACUACUCGGAGAGCCACGUUGGCAUGCCUUUCGUGAACCUCUUUGGCGACACACUGAGUAUGCUACGGAAACUCUUCCAGACGACAGACCCGAAGAGCCAACCUUUCGUCAUUUCUGGCUCGGGCACGUUGGGCUGGGACCAGGUAGCGGCCAACAUGGUCGAACCAGGUGACGAAGUGCUAGUCCUCCACACAGGCUACUUCGCCGACAGCUUCGCAGACUGUUUCGAAGCCUACGGAGUAAAAGUCACACAACUGAAAGCACCCAUCGGUGACCGACCGCAACAAGACGAAGUAGAAAAGGCGCUAAAGGAGAAGAACUACAAGCUCAUAACCAUUACCCACACCGAUACCUCCACCGGCGUCCUCAGCGAAAUCGAGGGCAUCACCAAGCUCGUCCAACGCGUAUCGCCAGAUACGCACAUAGUCGUCGAUGGCGUCUGCUCCGUCGGCUGCGAAGAGAUCCGUUUCGAUGACUGGGGUAUCGACUGCGUCAUCACCGCCUCUCAGAAAGCCAUCGGUUGUCCCGCCGGUCUAUCCAUCGUCAUGACUUCCGGCCGUGCAAUCGAGCGUUUCAAGGCGAGAAAGACACCGCCAGCGACGUACUUUGCGAGCUGGAAAAAUUGGAUGCCCAUCAUGCAGAAUUAUGAGGCCAAGAAGCCUUCAUACUUCGCCACUCCUUCGCCUCAACUCAUCCACGCUCUGCACACCUCACUCUCGCAAAUUCUGUCAAAGCCGCUCGAAGAGCGUUUCAAGAUCCACCGCGAAGCCUCCCAGAAAGUCAAGAAAGCCAUUGCGGAUCUCGGACUGAAACAACUGGCUUCCAAGCCCGAGAACCAGGCUAAUGGCAUGACUGCCAUCUACCUUCCAGAGGGCAUGACACCUCCAGAGAUCUUGCCUACGCUGAUGAAGAAGGGUGUCAUUUUUGCUGGUGGGCUGCAUAAGGAGAUUGCGACCAAGUAUGUGAGGUUUGGACAUAUGGGUGUCAGUGUUACGGAUCCGAAGAGGGAUGAUAUUGAUCGGGCGCUGAAGGCGCUGAAGGACGGGUUGACGGAGGUUGGGUAUAAGGGGGCUAAUGGCGGUGCAUGA